AAACUUAAAUCUUAAAUUAAAAAAGUAUUUAUUAAGAAUGGAGAGAGUGACACUGGCAAAACAGAUGUUUAUGAUGGAGCCUCAUCACAGAAUGUCUAUCUCACUAGCUAUCCAUGCUCAAAAUACAUGCACACAGGCUGAGGAAUCCCAGAGUGCAGUCAUGAAACUAGAAGAGAGCACAAGAAUGGGAAAAGAUACACAGAAGAAGUAAAGUCAAAGCUGUUGGCCUCUUAUUUCCCUGUUCAGAAUUUUCCUCCCAUCUGAUGAGAAAGUUGAUAAGGGAGUCUUUUCAUCAAGGUGCUUUUAAGAAAGUUUGUAAUGGUGUGGUGAAGAUAGGAAGACCAUCAGAAAGGCUGAAGUGCUAUCAUACUGAGGGAGGAGCCUUGUGAAUUCGAGACUACGUGGGCUACAUUGUUAGACCCUGUCCUUCCAACUCCCAUCUACCAGGCAAUUACUUUGGUGACUGUCGCCACUCUAUGCAAUGUAUAAGUCUGUGUCUGAAACUAGACAUCCUCUGCAGUCAGAAGAACAAGAAGUAGGCAUUGACCCCUUGUUCAGUUAUUCAAGUAAACCAAGAGGAGAUUCAUGUCAAAAUGGAAGAGGAGCAAAUUCUACCUUAGACUCUGAAAGGACAUUUAAUUCAUAUAUGAAAGAAUGGGAAGAACUAUUUGUAAACAACAAUUACUUGGCAACAGUAAGACAGAAGGGGAUUAAUGGGCAGCUGAGAAGCAGCAGGUUCCGCAGCAUUUGCUGGAAGCUCUUUCUUUGUGUUCUUCCUCAAGAUAAAAGUCAGUGGAUAAGUAGAAUUAAAGAACUAAGAGCCUGGUAUAGCAAUAUUAAAGAAAUACAUAUCACUAAUCCAAGGAAAGUUGUUGGCCAACAGGAUCUGAUGAUCAAUAAUCCCCUUUCACAAGAUGAAGGAAGUCUUUGGAACAAGUUCUUUCAAGAUAAAGAACUACGGUCCAUGAUUGAGCAAGAUGUCAAAAGAACGUUUCCUGAAAUGCAGUUUUUCCAACAAGAAAAUGUGAGAAAAAUUCUUACAGAUGUUCUGUUCUGUUAUGCUAGAGAAAACGAGCAGCUGCUUUAUAAACAGGGUAUGCAUGAGCUGCUAGCGCCUAUCAUCUUUACCCUUCACUGUGAUCACCAAGCUUUUCUGCAUGCCAGCGAGUCUGCACAGCCCAGUGAGGAAAUGAAAAUUCUCUUGAACCCUGAGUAUCUGGAGCAUGAUGCCUAUGCAAUGUUCUCACAGCUUAUGGAAACUGCUGAACCUUGGUUUUCUACGUUUGAGCAUGAUGGUCAAAAGGGAAAAGAAGCUCUGAUGCCCCCCAUUCCCUUUGCUCGACCACAGGAUUUAGGGCCAACAGUUGCCAUUGUUACAAAAGUCAACCAGAUCCAGGAUCACCUACUGAAGAAACAUGAUAUUGAGCUCUACAUGCACUUGAAUAGACUAGAAAUCGCACCACAGAUAUAUGGGUUGUUCCUGUGCAGACGAUGGGUGCGCCUGCUCUUUGGGAGAGAGUUCCCCCUGCAGGACCUGCUGGUGGUCUGGGAUGCCCUGUUUGCGGAUGGCCUCAACCUGAGCUUAGUCGACUAUGUCUUCACAGCCAUGCUACUCUAUAUCCGAGAUGCUUUGAUUUCUAGUAACUAUCAGACCUGUCUUGGCCUUCUGAUGCAUUACCCACUCAUUGGGGACAUACACUCACUGAUACUGAAGGCUCUGUUCCUUAGAGACCCAAAGAGAAAUCCAAGGCCAGUGACUUACCAGUUCCACCCCAAUUUAGACUACUACAAAGCACGGGGAGCCGACCUUAUGAACAAAAGCCGGACCAAUGCCAGAGGUGCUCCCCUGAAUAUACACAAGGUCUCCAACAGCUUGAUUAACUUUGGAAGGAAGUUGAUUUCCCCAGCCUCAGCUCCAGGCAGUAUGGGUGGCCCUGUACCUGGGAGCAACAGCAGCAGUUCCUUCUCAGCUGGCAUCCCCACCAGGACCUCCACAGAAGCCCCAAGGCAUCAUUUGCUGCAACAGCAGCAGCAGCAGCAGCAGCAGCAGCAGCAGCAGCAGCAGCAGCAGCAACAGAGACUGAUGAAAUCUGAAAGCAUGCCAGUACAGUUGAACAAAGGCGACAUAAUUACAGGAAGCGAUGCUCAGGUUUCUGUUCCUGUCCAGGCUCUAACUGACCUCCAAGGGCAAAGUUCGAAAACCAUCAGUUCAUCUCCAAGCAUCGAGAGUUUGCCUGGGGGAAGAGAAUCCACUGGCUCCCCACCUUCAUCUGCUACUAAAAGGGAUUCCUUUUUCAGCAACAUAGCACGCUCCCGUUCACACAGCAAAACUAUGGGCAGAAAAGAGUCUGAAGAAGAGCUAGAGGCCCAGAUCUCCUUCCUGCAAGGACAGCUGAAUGACCUGGACGCCAUGUGCAAGUACUGUGCAAAGGUCAUGGACAUGCAUCUUGUAAACAUUCAAGAUGUGGUGUUACAAGAGAAUUUGGAAAAAGAAGAUCAAAUUCUGGUGUCCUUGGCAGGAUUAAAACAGAUCAAAGACAUUCUGAAAGGUUCCCUGCGCUUCAACCAGAGCCAGCUGGAGGCUGAAGAGAAUGAGCAGAUUACCAUUGCUGAUGACCACUACUGCUCCAGUGGCCAGGACCAGGGCAGCCAAGCUCCUAGGGCCGCCAAGCAGGCCUCUUCAGAGAUGCCAGGGUGUACCGGUGGAGCAACCUCAGAUGACUUCAUUCUGGUUUCCAAAGAAGAUGAGGGGCACCGUGCCAGAGGGGCCUUCUCAGGCCAGGCCCAGCCUCUUCUCACCCUCAGAAACACAUCUGGGAAAAGUCGGGUCCCAGCCUGCUCCCCACUGGUGUUCACAGACCCACUGAUGGGCCCAGCCUCAGCCUCCUCCAGCAACCCCAGCUCCAGCCCCGAUGAUGACAGCAGCAAGGACUCUGGCUUCACCAUCGUGAGCCCCUUGGACAUCUGAACACAGGGACUGCACUAGCGGAGACCCUGCUGAACCAGUGUUUCUUUCCCAGCAUGCAUUUGGCAUUGAUUCAACCCAUUGGAACUCUUUACAAAGAGGCAACUAUGCUUCUUUCAAUGCACUAUGUUUACCAAAAUGCAGAUCGAGUUUUCCAGGCCCUUACCUGAUCCUGUGACCCUUGUUCCAGUUAGGGCCAGGUCAGGUCCCCUGCUCCAUACCCACUGUCAGUCACACCAGACCACAGCAGAGCCACAAUGUCUUCCACUCCCUCCUCCCCAGCAGCUCUGCCAGUUUACACUCAGAAGGAAAAGUUGGUUUCAAGACUUCCCCUUAUCAAAGUGUCAGCCACAGGGAACUUGUUGACACUGCGUGAAAUCUGGCAGGCAGCCUCACUCACUCCUGCCUUGGAAGCUCAAGCACAGGCUUGCCACACGGAGGGAGCAGAGGGCGUGGCUCCCAGGCUGGAGUCAGAGUGAAUUGUAGGAGCAGGGUCUCAGAUUAGGAAUCAGAUUAUUGUUUGACACGAAUACGUUUCUGGACCCUGAGCUACAUAAGCUUCAGCCACUGCUGUUCCUCCUUGAACAAGUGUAUUUCUCCUUUCAGAGUCCCCACAGCCGAGGGUGCGGUUGCCCCUCAGCAGUCCGCGCUGAGGUGAUUUUAAGAGUUGAAGGACUAACAUCCUUGAAUUGGAGAAUGUGUCAUAGCUCUCCGGUCAGGUCUCUGAGCAUGUUUCAGAGCUACAGUGGCCUGUUAAGUGAGGAGCGCAGAGGAAAACCACACUCAUACCAGCCAGAGUCAAGCCUCCUGGGAAUUAGACCUGGAGUCCCUUCUGUGGGGGCAGGCAUCCUGGAGAGCAUUCCAGGUACCACAGCCUGGUAUGCAGGGCUCCUACUCAACCCUCCCCAUUCUUGGAGCUCAGCUCUAAACUCUGCAUCCAGACACUGCCUGCCUCAGGGUCCCUGCCUGGGUUGGGUGUAUGUGAGACACCUCCUUGACUCUUGACCAAAGCUAGGGACAGUGGAGCUUGUGGGUAGAUGUAGCAUCUGUUAGAUGUUACCUCUGCCUCUGUCCUCCUCAGAGAGCAGCUGGUCCUCUGGGUAGUGCCCCACCCAUUAAUAGCAUUGUAAUUCUCUACAGACAGGAAUGCUAAUGUCAUGAUGCUCUGCAGGCUUCUCCUUAGCUGUACCGGAUAGCAGGGCUGAUAGCUCGCUCACGUGGUGGCAAGGCCCAGUCCCGGCCUCAGGAAUUCUGCCCCCUGCCUCUGACCAGUCCUCUCAGCAUUCUGAGGAGCCUGCUUGCACACAUGUCCCAUGAAGAUGCUCUGUAAGAACCAGGGCCACUAUAUAACAGGCAUCCAUCCCCUGAGGGAAGGCCAUCAGUAACCAUUCCACUUGAAGGCUUGACUUAAGGUGUCAGUACCUAGGGUAGGAAGUAUUGACUGAUCCAUGCAGGUCUGGGACAGUGUGCCAGCUAUGUGUGUCACAGCUGAGCCAUGUCCCCAGCAUUUCCUUUGCAUUGAGAAUAAGGGCAAUAGAUGACUAUCACUGGCUACCCACGAGGCCACGAAGGUGAUAUUCGGACUCCUUGCCAUUUGAAUGGGCAUUUCAUAAUCCCUCGACCUACCUGCCCUGCCCAUGCCCAGGAUGUGCCUGCUUCUGUGCUUGUGUGGGUGCCACAUGAGAACCCCCAGGUUCACACUGAGAUGUUUCUGUGGCCCCUAGUCAGGCCACUCUCUCCUUGGAAGAACCAAGGAUGGAAAGCUUCUCUAAGUGACUCCAUUCUUUGUUGAUGAACAUUGCUUCCCUUUGUUACCUACAUUACUGGUGUGGAAGGCAUUCCUUCCCUGUUAUUUUAUCAGGUACUUCUGUCUGAUUGUACAUUUUAAAGUCCUGGAUAUAUAGAACCUUUUUCUUUAACCACAUGGUAAUCAUCAGUUUUAAUCUCUCACAUUUUGAUUAAUAGCAGCUAAUACAGUUUUAUAUAAACCAAGCUUAGAUUAAGCCCCACUGUCAUCUGCUCUUUUGUACACAUUUCUGUGUUUCAUGCUGUCCUCUCUGAUCAGAUUGGAAGUGUGAAGUAAAUCAUACCUGUGUGCUACAGAGGGUCACAGACUUGUCUUGUCUCACGGGUGUGGCUCGGUUCAGUUCUCGGGACCUUCCUGGCUUAGUUUGGCAAGAUGACCUUCUGUUCUGCACUGACUACAACUUGAAGUGACCACACUGCUGACAAGUGUAACUCAGGAGGGCAGCUGCCUCCCCGGAGUCUGCUGCUUAUGGGGUGAAUCUCCUUGGCACAGGGGUUGGCUGUGCUAGUCCAGCUUACCAGCCAUGCCUUUAAUGUCAGAAAAGCUGAACAAAUGCCCAAACUCUAGCUAUAACCUGCUGUUCAAUGCAGGUUGCUUUUUGCUUGCUAAGAGCUCUCCCAGUGACCAGUAAAGGACAAAGUGGGGAGCACCCUGCAUCAGCCAGUGUCACCUCCCUUCCCCAGAACUGCUAGGAAGUGAGAGCUGGGAAGAGGCAGGCUCUUCCCAGAUCAUGUGGCCUCCUCCAUGCUUGGCCCAAACGCUGCUUCUCUCUUGUUGCAAAGAGGUGGUGUUCAUACAGCCAGGCUGGUGUAGACUUGUCUUUUGGUGUAUGAGACUCAGCUCAUCUAGUUGAUGUCCCGGCAGUGCCACCAAUGUCCUUAUGAGUCUUCAUGCCGGAUCUCAUACUGAUGUAGGAAAUGACUCCUUUGGCAGAGUGAGAGCACUUGAUAUGUACUAAUAAAGGACUACUGAGAACUGGGAUAACAUCCACUUCUUCCAGUCACCUAGCUCUGGGGUCAAGCAAGCAUGGAAGCACCGAGCCAGCAGGGCUGGUGUUGGCCAUGCCUCCACCUCGCCUGCAUCUCCUUCCUUUGCAACAUGGGCAACCUUCAUAGCCUCCUAAGACUGCUUCCUAAUCACCAGGACACCAGUGCUGCCUCACACUGCCACCCUAGUGAGAGCUACAAUAGCUUAAGACUUCUGUAGGAAGAAGCCCCAAACCCACCCACAACAGUGUGGGCUGCAGAGGUCUCUUGAUGUAGGGCCCUACCCUGAGGUAGCCGUGCUUACCACUGUUCCAAGACAGCUUGCCCUUCCUCGAAUGCCAGUCCCUGCAGCACACAGUUGCCCCAGGAUCAGGAUAGGGGAAGUGAUCAGAGCACUUUACACCUUAAAUGGCACAUAGGAAGGACAGAGUGGGGAAGAGCACCUGUAGUUUAGAUGAAGCCAGGAAUCAGUAAAUGAGCAGUCACUUAGCAUGUAUCCAACCUAGCCAGCCAGUGGACACAGCGUGUCCCACAGCCACAAGACCGCUGACCAGUGUUACGGGAUUUCUUCCUACUUAGCUCAACUCUACCUGAAGAUGAUGCUAAGAGGAUCUGGGGUUUGAACCUCACUUCUACCUCAGGAGCAUCCUGGGCCAGUGCUAGCUGUUCCCCUGUGUUUCCUGUCAGGUUGGGCUCCCUGUUGCAGGCUCCUCCCCUGUUGCACAUCCUCUUGCAGCUCCAUCCUUCCUGCUUCUGAUGUAAAGGCUGAGCCUGGCUUGCUAGCCUGGCUUGAAGGGAGAGGCCAUCAGGCAAGGCAGCGGCAAUUACACAGGGCUCAUCCAAAGCCAGGACAGCCCCUCUAUGUGAACUUUUAACCCAGGCCUACCCAGUUGUCAGUGGGCCUCUGGCUGAUGCCCUGUCACUCAGAAUACUCUGACCCUGAAGUUUGCAUCUGCCACCCAACAUCCUCUUAAGUAUCUGUGCCACUGGGCACUCUGAACUCUGAGCACAUCUGCUAAGGAAGGACUUGGCAUCAGAAUGUGUCCACACAUGGAGGGCUCCUUCCACAGCUGCCCAUGUGUGUCUCUGGAGAGACAUGUCUGCAUCAGGAUGAGGCACCCAUAGACAAAGGGAGCCCAGAUGGAGGCCUCCCUCCAGCCUAGGAGGAGGGGCAGGAGUCUGGUGUCAACCACCUGCCCCCAUGUGGUGAGCGCUGGGCACACCUACCUCCUGCUCAGGAAAUGCUCUGCACUGGUUUAAUGGUAGCUUCAUAGGUUGUAUUCUCCCCCAAAGGCACUUGCUGGGGGUGUGGGGGGGUGGCAGUCUUUCAUUAAGGACUGACCAUUCCAUGACAGCCAGUGGAGCACACUCAAACCAUGUUAGUCAUGGGAACCCAGGGUCAGGAUUCUGGCUGUGGUUAAGGAAACUGAGGGGAAUGGAACUGCAAUGGGGGGCCAUCUUCCUGUGAAAGAAUUACAGUUAAGACCACCAUGCAAAGAUAUGGCCAUUUGCCAGGCAGUGGUGGCACAUGCCUUUAAUCCCAGCACUUGGGAGGCAGAGACAGGCGGAUUUCUGAGUUCGAGGCCAGCCUGGUCUACAGAGUGAGUUCUAGGACAGCCAGGGCUACACAGAGAAACUCUGUCUUGGAAAAAAAAAAAAAAGAUAUGGCCAUUCACCUCAACCUUCCCACAGCAUCUUUGACCUCAGCGUGGCAUAGCCACCUCCUGCCAUCUUGUCCUUUCCCCUGGUCCACAGCCACUCAACUGCCCAAGCCAAGCCCUGCUGCCCAGUUCUUAGCCCCCUUGUCCACCAAUUAGUUCAUUGUAAAUAAGGGCUACUUGUCCUUAACCCACUCUGCUAGUGUGGCCAGUGAGUGUCCAUCAAGUCUCCAGCUCACCCCUCCAAUAAAAAUAGGAGCAACCUCUUCUUCAUCCCAUAGAGUAAGCUCCCACUCCAGCCUUCCUCACAUCAAAGUCAGACCCAUCCAACAUCCUCUUCUUGGGCCCUGUCCCCCAGCCUCCAGUUUAGAAGUGCCAACCGGACCAGCCAGGCAGCCCUUAGGUGAGAUUCCAUCUGACUCCAACCUACAUUGCAUCCUGAGAUCUCACAGUUUGGUUUCAUUUUGCCCAUGCUACAAUUCACCCUGAGUGAGCCAUGUCUUAACUGAAUAUGUAUUGCUGGCAUAGACAUUGCCAGGUUAAGAACUCCAAGGCCUCAGGUGGCAAAGACUUACCUGGGUGAAGCACUGAGGAAUGGCAAAGCUUUCCUCCUGAGCCCAAGAAUCAGUGGUUAUGGUUUGCAGUGUGUGCAAAGACGUUUAUAGCCCGAGCCUGACUCCAGAGGCCGCCUUCAGAGACUAGCUAACUCCUCCCUCUGUGCUGUGUCUAAUAAACAGUUUCUGAGUGGGGCAGUAGCCUAAUUCCAA
Molecule: messenger RNA, 8183 nt
Organism: Mastomys coucha (southern multimammate mouse)
Lineage: Eukaryota; Metazoa; Chordata; Mammalia; Rodentia; Muridae
Gene: Tbc1d5
Product: TBC1 domain family member 5
Exons: 25
Coding region: 482-2968 (828 amino acids)
Biological process (GO): activation of GTPase activity
Molecular function (GO): GTPase activator activity
Source: RefSeq, a predicted model, not a curated record